CACGAGAGAACGGACACGUACAGGCGAGAAACAUUACCCGUGCUCUGCAAAGAAUCAACUUACAUGACAAGUUUUUAAAUACAGUAACCAAGUAACAGAGCCUUACUUGUGGCAAAUGCGACCUCUUGGUUGUUAGUUGGCAAAUGCGCCGUUAGUUGUUGACUGAGGCUAGUCACUCUAUGCUGGUCUGUGAUUAAAGUUUGAUUGAAACUAAAGCCGUGGAUCGAGUUAUGCAUGUGAUGACUAGUGGAACGAAAUAAAUGUUUGUGCAGCCAGGAUACAUUGCAAUGAAAUUUUAACUGCAUGGCAACAACAAGGAUUUACAGCCAAUAAUGCUAACCUUGCACCUGAUAUAAAAUCAUAAAACUCAGUGGAAAAUACGACAUUGGGUUACAGCGAAAUAUUUUCGCAUUUUUCAGUUUUCACCAUUAAGAUUUUUGUGCUUCGUUUUCACCUGAUACAUCAAUUCAGAAGGAUCACACACGUUUUCUGACGUACAUACACAGACGAAUAAAGCUGCCCUUGACGUUGUCAGUGACUGAAAGAGCUCUCACAGUUUGAUUGUUUGAUCGUAUCUUCACAAGUUUCCCAAUGUAAUUCGUAGAUACAAUUUUUGUUUACAUUAUGCCUGUCACUUCCUGGUCGUGAGGUAUUUGUGGCAAAACAAGCCAGUUUUCAAUGUUUGGCAUACAAGAACAAGCGCUGUUUAUGGGGGCAAGUUAAAGCUCAACUCUUCAUUCAGAGCAAUGAAUUUGACUUCUACCUCGGGACCAACAUGGCAAGCGGCGACAAAUGGCACUGUUACAAGCGGAACGGAUCAGAAUUUAACUGCGGCUGUUAUUAUUGGAUUUGUGGCAGUGAUAUUAGCCUUUGAAAACUAUUUGCUCCUGUUUGCCGUUUCUGAGAAAAGACUGAGACGAGUGCCAGAAAUCUUGAUAUUCUGGUUAGCAGUAUCAUCGAUGAUGAAUUCGUUUACAACAGUAGCUAUCAUUGCUUAUCACAGAGUUGCGGAUAACGAAGGACGAACGGGUAUAGAUUAUUUAUGUAAGACGCAGUUCUGGUUUGCCACAACCCUUCGAACCAAUGACAUUUGUACCACAACCCUUAUGAGCAUUGAUCGAUUUUUUGCCACAACGAAGCCUUUAUUAUACAGAUCUAGAGUUAGACGGGAACAUGGAUGGUUAUCUGUGGCGAUGUCAUUUAUUUUAUCUAGCAUAAUAUCGUGUCUACCUUUUCUUGGUUUCGGAGACAUAUCUCGUGUUGUGCCAAGUUUGUGUGUAGUUAAAUGGGAUUCUGAAGUAUCAAUACUUAUACUGGUCAUAGCAUUUGUUCAAUUUGCAAUAGUUUUGUGGUGCUAUAUAGCAAUCUUUUGGAGCAUAAAACAGCUUGUACGAAGACAAAAGGCGAUGGCAAAAUCUCAAGAAAUAACUUAUGAUAGUCCAGCUCUCAAUCGCAGAAAAGCCCCUAGCCCUUCUAUUAGCCUAAGCCCUUCCAUGGACACAAGCUCCACAAGUUUAGAGCUACCAAUUCAAGGACACCAAAGUGAAAAGCCAAUACCACUGCGGAUAAAAGCUGCAGUAAACCGGACAUUAUCCAACUACGAAGGAGCCCAGUCCCAGUCUUUUGGUUUGGCAGGACCACAAGAGGGUAUCUUCAGAAUUGGGUCUACUGCUUCUUUAAGUACAGUUAGUAUUCGUUCAAAAACGUCUCCAAAAGGACUUAGGCCACAAUCCUCUAAAAGCCAGUAUAAUGGAAACACUCUACCACACUUACGCAGGUUGAGUAGUCUUCGAGGGGGAAGCAUGCCUCUGAACCACAAUAAUAGCUUAAAGCCUAGUAUUUUUCGGCAUCUGACGUCGAUUAGAGGAAGGCUCCACGAUUCUGUGAUGAGAAGAAGGCGCCAAGCAAGUGAAAAGAGGCAAUGGAAAGAUAGCGAACACUUUGCUAAAGUCAUGGGUGCUAUUGUUCUCUUAUUCUACAUUUCAUGGAUUCCAUUGGCUACAAGCAUCACGCUGACACUCAUUCUUGGAACGACUACACUGGUUAUAAACAUCACAUACUUUUCUUUAAUAAUGACACUUGGAGGACCAUUACUUAUACCAAUAGUUUACGGUGUAAUGGCAAAAGCGUAUAGAAAUGGAUAUCGAAGAGCAAUUCACUACCUUUUCUGUUGCAGUUGUGGGACAUCUGGCAAAUGCUGGUUUAGAAAAAUUCAUGUAAAUGACGGAUAAUAGCAUAAAUCUUGUGUUUAAAUUGCUGACGAAAGAGCUAAAAAGUAAAUGAACGUUCGAGAUUUAUCAAUCUUAAAACCCAAGGACUCUAUUUAUGAACCCCUGUCUCACUAUAACUGAUUUUGUUUCACUGAUGUAAUAUGUGAAAAGAAAAAUAAUAUUUAUCAUGAAUAGCAUUAUCAUCUACUUUCGUUUAUAUAAAUUCGUCUUUAUCAAAUUGGUCACAGCUGGCUCCGUUAACUCUUUGCAACAACUAAGGGGCUUAAGCCAU
Messenger RNA from Rhopilema esculentum, 2502 nucleotides. RefSeq lists its product as uncharacterized. Gene Ontology annotation, molecular function: G protein-coupled receptor activity. The record is from RefSeq and is a predicted model, not a curated record. NCBI's taxonomy places the organism in Eukaryota, Metazoa, Cnidaria, Scyphozoa, Rhizostomeae, Rhizostomatidae. Gene Ontology annotation, cellular component: membrane. Gene Ontology annotation, biological process: G protein-coupled receptor signaling pathway.